Schistocerca piceifrons (Central American locust) is the source of this 2276-nucleotide messenger RNA. RefSeq names its product probable serine hydrolase. The transcript has 3 exons. The coding region runs from base 388 to 1377 and encodes 329 amino acids. Lineage: Eukaryota; Metazoa; Arthropoda; Insecta; Orthoptera; Acrididae. The record is from RefSeq and is a predicted model, not a curated record.
AGCUUCCGUAUUCACAUUAAAAUGAUGACAUUGUUAACUACAAGGAAAAGGAAAUAAAAUUUGAAGUUUUAAACGUUCUUAUUAGACUGACAUUUCAGUGUUAGCAGUAAUAAUAAGCAAAAGAUGUUUUAAAAUAAAAAAGCAACGUGCACAUCUGCUCUACACAAAUAUAUUUCUAUCCAAAUUUGUAAUUAAUUGUGUUCGACGAAUUAAAAUUACGUGUAAGCAUGGCGGGGGAAAUGCCUUGGGUGUCAGUAUUUAUGCGGGCUGUUAUCAUGUGUAACUGGUAACACAGAUGAAGGAUUAGUAAGAAGUAAAAUGAACUUUGCUCCCGACCGACCGAUUACAAUCAUCAGUUGAGCAGGUGAACAGCAGCCUUGAACAGGCAUGAAUGCAUUAAGGACCAUUGCUGGUGUACAGAGGAAGAUUCCACAUGUUUUAGCAUGUUGUGGGUGCAACAAAUUUUUCAGUACAGAAACUGUAAGAAAAGAACCAGAGGAGAUAAAAAUACCAGUACCGUGGGGGCAUAUUGCAGGUAAGUGGUGGGGACGGACGGAUAUCCAGCCAGUAAUUGCUUUACAUGGAUAUGAGGAUAAUGCUGGGACUUUUGAUCCUUUAGUUCCUCAUUUAAAUGUGGAUGGACUUUUGGCUAUUGACUUUCCUGGACAUGGACAUUCAUCUCAUUUUCCAGUUGGAAAAUUUUAUCAGUUUGUGGAUGCUGUGUUAGCACUACGUUUGAUUACAAGGCAUUUCAAAUGGAAAAAGGUAUCACUCAUUGGACACUCUUUUGGCAGUGCGACAAGUUUUGCAUAUGCUGCAACUUACCCUGAAGAAGUAGACAAAUAUGUUAGUCUUGAUUGUGCCAGGACAAUGAUGGCUGAGAUACCAGAUGUUGAUGUUAAAUCUUAUCAGUUUGCUGACUGGAUCAUAUCUGUCGAAGAAAAAAUGCAAGAAAGUAAACCCCCCAGUUACACUUAUGAGGAAAUACUGAAACGGAUUUAUGAAGGUAGUCGAGAAUCUCCAACAAUUGACUCGUGUAAAAUACUGCUUGAGAGGGGAGCAAUUCGUGUGCCUCAUGGUGAUGAGCACAGGUAUUACUUCUCACGUGAUCCACGGUUGAGGACUCAUGUUUGGGGCCGUCUCUCAUUUGAUGCUCUUAUUGGCUUAGCUCAGAAUGUAAAAUGCUGCAACCUCAGCAUAAGAGGUAAUCAAGGUUUCAUUGGUGGUAUAUAUGAGGAAGUGUAUAUGAAGACCCUAGAGAUGAUGAAGAAGAAUGGCAGCACAGUGGAUCAUUACAAUGUGGAUGGCACUCAUCAUCUUCAUCUAAAUAAUCCAGAGAGGAUAUCACAUCUCAUCAACAAGUUCCUGUUAUCAUGACCGUAGUCAUGUUUACUACACUAAGAUUAAUUGUAUAAACUAUAGGGAAAAAAAAGAAAAGAGGCGUGGCAGAUGGUUGUAAAUUAAACUGGAAUGGUAGUGUUUGUUAUUAACAGAUUAUUUAAUCUGGUCUUCUGCAGGGAAAAACUCACUAGUCAUACAUAGUAUGUAUGUAUAAGUUUUAAUGAAAUGUUAUUGAGUACUUGCUGGAUGCCCACAGAGACUUCUGUACAGCCUUAUAUUUUUAGCCUCUUGUUUAACUGUGGUGUUCUGUAGAUCUGAUUUAUGUUUGGUCCAUAUGAAAUGUUUCAGAUCAAUGCUUAAAAAAUAAUCUUCCUAUGCUCUAGCCCUCAAGAACAUUAUUUUUCCCUAUGUAGUAUGUAGUAGCAGAAUGCAACACACAAACUUGUUUCAUGAGGACUCAUUGUCUUCUCCCAUUGAUAUAUGUAAAAAUGUUUUGCCUAAGUAGACCACAAAUUUAGGCAUUAAUAGGAUUUUUAUGUGUUUUCUCUGUCACUGAAAUGAUAUUAAUGGUUCAAGAAAAUCUACAAGGAAGAUAUCAUCAGUUAUCAUGUCUGUGACAAAAUUGAUUAAUUCUAGCUUUGCAGUUGAUGUUUUCAGAACAAAGUAUUUUUGUUUUCGAUCCAAUAUAUAUAGUUAUGUAGAAUCAAGAUUUGCAUAAACAUGAUCAUGAAGUUGAAGCUGAUUGACAUAGGUGAAUCUGAAUCAGAUGUGGUACAUUAUUUACCAACUAAAGCAAACUCUCAAACUAUUGUGAGCUGUUUUGACAUUGUACGCACUGAAUCUUGAUGUUACAUUAGUACACACAAUUGUAAUAAAGUCCUUUUUUCCCUUCUAAAGCUAGUGAGCAGAAUAAAUUCCUUCUUCCACCUGAGUAA